AUGUCCUGGUUCCAGAAGUCGCUCACGCUGCCCCCGAAAUCGCGGGGCAGCUACCUGGUGACCGAUUCCAUCGUGUCACAACUUCCCGAAAUCAAAUCAUACAAAGUGGGGUUGCUGAACCUGUUCAUCCAGCAUACAUCAUGCGCGCUGAGUCUGAACGAGAAUUGGGAUGAGGAUGUUAGGGCCGAUAUGAGUGAUGCGCUGGAUCGCAUCGCGCCAGAAGAUCGCAAGGGCGAUUUGUAUAGGCAUAGUGCCGAGGGGUUGGAUGAUAUGCCUGCACAUAUCAAGAGCGCCUUGAUUGGAGCGAGUGUCACGAUUCCGAUAAAAGAUGGGAAGUUAGCGACUGGGACGUGGCAGGGAAUUUGGUAUUUGGAGUUCAGAGCAAGUAAGCAUCAACGGAAAGUGGUGGCCACGAUACAGGGAGAGAAAGCUUGA
Amorphotheca resinae ATCC 22711 is the source of this 435-nucleotide messenger RNA. RefSeq lists its product as hypothetical. Bases 1 to 435 code for a protein of 144 amino acids. The record is from RefSeq and is a predicted model, not a curated record. Lineage: Eukaryota; Fungi; Ascomycota; Leotiomycetes; Helotiales; Amorphothecaceae. The transcript has 2 exons.